Polyodon spathula (Mississippi paddlefish) is the source of this 1329-nucleotide messenger RNA. It is a transcript of the gene ndufaf4, whose product is annotated as NADH:ubiquinone oxidoreductase complex assembly factor 4. The record is from RefSeq and is a predicted model, not a curated record. Gene Ontology annotation, biological process: mitochondrial respiratory chain complex I assembly. NCBI's taxonomy places the organism in Eukaryota, Metazoa, Chordata, Actinopteri, Acipenseriformes, Polyodontidae. Gene Ontology annotation, cellular component: mitochondrion. The transcript is spliced from 3 exons. Bases 54 to 596 code for a protein of 180 amino acids.
AAAAAGCUGUUGCCCGACUAGAACAUUCCCAGGAGUGUUGACAUGUUGUGAACAUGGGGGGCCGUGUUUCACGCGUGUUUAGAAAUUUUAACUUGGAAAACCGUGUUCAUAGAGAAAUCGGGAAACCCAAGCCUUCAGCAGCCCCUCGACACCCCUCAACCAAGGACUUCGUUGACAAAAUGUCAAAACAUUCUGAAAUUAAUGAAACUAUUCAUCAGAAAGAUGAACCACUAGCGAUAUUAUUAAGGACGGUUUAUGUAAACUCAGUAGACCCAGCUCAACAGGACUUGAAGCAAAAGGACGUACCAGCUCUGAUGGAAGAAGAGCGUAGGCUUCCAAAAUCCAGAUUGCAGGGUAACCCUUCUGGCUUUUCGGACGUUCAGAAUGUCCCAAAAGGCAAACUUUCUAUUGUCGAGGCUCUGACAGUCCUCAACAACUACAAACACUCCCCCAAAAUUUGGACUGCUGAAAAAAUAGCCCAGGAGUACUGCUUAGACCUGAAGCACACCAAGGCACUUCUAGAAUUCUUCAUCCCCUUUGAAGUUAAAAUCAUACCACCUAAAUCAGAGGAUAAGAAAAGAAUAAAGGCCACAUAGUACUGCCAGGCUUUUUUCCACUAUCAAGGAUGGAAGAAAAUACUGCAGUACUGAAAUAAUUUUUGUAUGAAUGCUGUGAUCUCUUCAUUUUAUUUUGCAUUUGGACCUUUGCACAUAGCAUAUCUGUCUUGUCUUGUUUUGUAAGAGUUUACAGCUAAUGAAAUGAUUUCAUAAAUAUUACAUGUAAUGCAGUUUUUGCUUUGAUCUCAUAAGUAAAGUUUUGAAACUUUUAACAAACAUGUAUUUUAGUUUUAAAAAGACAUUUGUGUUAAAAACAGAAAUGUGUUCACAAUAGAAUAGGCUUCUUUCAAAAUGGCAACAAGUGAUAUUUAUGGGGGGAGCUGUUUCGACCAGGGGGUAAAAAAGGGAAACUGUAUUUCGAUGAAACUGAUUAUUUAUUUUUUGAAUGCCUGGUCUUAAUUGAAUCCAUAUCUUUUUCUUAAGUCCUUGGAGUUUAUUCAGUAGUUGGUGCCACAAAGCGUUUUACAAGGAUAAAAAGUAACAAAAUCAAAACAGUAAAACAAGCAAGAAAGGGUUAAGUAAACAUUAAGAUAUAUAAGCUAGAUGAUAAAAUUGUUUUGUUUUUGUUUUUUGUAAAUUUAGUUUUAAAGGCAACAACAGUGGGACCUUUCCUUACAGGGCAAGGCAGGUCAAUCCAUAUUUUAGGGGCUUUAUAGCUGAAUGCUCUACCACCUUGUAGCAGGGGGAGAUCUGUGCUGAUUCUUCUGGCGUA